CGUCGUUUCGGAGGAAGACAGUUUUGGUUCAGCCAAGCUGACAAGAAGACAAAAUGGCAACAUGCCCGCCAGCAUUGUCAGGAUAUGGGAGCGAGCAUGGCAAGCGUCCAGUCGUCUCAGGAACAAGCUUUCAUUGACCAGAUCGUCCCCAGUAACACCCCUGUUCUCCUGGGUAUGACGUGUGACAAGAUCACGGGUAACGGGGAUGACUCAGGAUGUGGCUGGGAGGGCGAUGAACCUGUGACAUAUGCGAACUGGCGGAGUGGCGAACCAACAUUCACAGGCAAGAAAAAAAAGAGGUACACGGUGACAAGGAAUGGAGAAUGGUACACAGUAGGCGAGAAUGAUAAGCACUAUGUUGUUUGUGAGAGACCAGAUCUGGACUCGACAACUCAGACUGCCAUCAACACGCUGGUGCCUAAAGUAGACCCAACCCCACCCGGAGGUGCCAGUGACCACUCAGGAAGCGAAGAAUCCAACAGCACCUCUGCAGGUUCUGGUUCCGACAAGGCGAAAAAGAGUAAGAAAAGCUCAUCAGAAGAAGUAUCAGCAGCGUCCGGUAAGUAA
This is a messenger RNA of Branchiostoma floridae (Florida lancelet), 567 nucleotides long. RefSeq names its product pulmonary surfactant-associated protein D-like. Bases 85 to 567 code for a protein of 160 amino acids. The transcript has 4 exons. The record is from RefSeq and is a predicted model, not a curated record. NCBI's taxonomy places the organism in Eukaryota, Metazoa, Chordata, Leptocardii, Amphioxiformes, Branchiostomatidae.